GCUGUGCUGAGGUGGUGGUGGUGAUGAGUUGAUAAAAGGAGGGGUGUGUUGAUGUGAUUAUAUAAAUAGCCUUAGUGCAUGCACUUCAAACACCUUGGUCCCCUAAACCAUUUUGUGCUCCCAAGGUUCUCUUCUCUAUCUGUGCUUCUAGUUCUGUACACCAUGAACCUUGAAAACUGUCACUGUCUAAGCACCAUAAGCAACAGCAGUUGGCAAAGCUAUGAGAGAAUUGGCUACGAUCCCAUUGUGUGUGUCAACGAAUUUGUGACCAGAUUGAAGAUGGGAAGCUGGAAAGCUUUGUGGCGGAAGAUAAAGAGAGAGAGAAGAAGAUUCUUUAGACCUUCACCAGUGUUUCAUGUUCAGUAUGAUCCAACCUCGUACUUACACAACUUCGAUGAUGGCUAUUCCACCGACCCAGAUAACGUUUCUCGCUCAUUCUCAGCUAGAUUUGCAGCACCCUCCAAGAUCCUUGCCAAAAUUCAAGUGAUGGGUGAUGAAGAAUUGCAGAUAAACCAUAAGAGUAUCAUGAUGUAGUUGUGAGUUCCUUUGGACUCGUUUUCAUUUUUUUUUCUCAGAUGAACUAUGAUGCAUUGUACAAAUGGUGAGAGGUCUAGUUAUAUAAAUUAGUUAAUCUCUUUGACUGUUAUUUAGAAGCUAUAUGGAAGUUAAGUUAAGUUCUCUCUCUCAUCUUUCCAUUUCUUUCUUCUGUCCUCUUUUUCAUAUAUGGAAUAGGUGUUGAUUAUAGAGA
Messenger RNA from Vigna unguiculata (cowpea), 748 nucleotides. RefSeq lists its product as uncharacterized. The record is from RefSeq and is a predicted model, not a curated record. NCBI's taxonomy places the organism in Eukaryota, Viridiplantae, Streptophyta, Magnoliopsida, Fabales, Fabaceae.